CGUGGGAGGUGUCUUGUGAUUUUUUUCUGCAGAUUGCAUACAGAUGCAAUGGUUUUAUGAACAGGAAAGCAUAAAGAUGUUUAAAUGUUAGUCAGCUCUGGAUAGGAGCAGUUCUUAUGCGCUCUAGGAAUUCUCCGACAGGGAUUUUUACUCCGAGUUACUAUUCUAUUGUCCGCAAUCAGCUGUUGGGAUUGUCCUUUGGGUUUCACCAGGACAUCACGUGGAGUUCAAUCAGCUCACAUGACAGCCUGCGUUAUGGAGGUGGUGAUCAAUGAAGGUUCUGUACCUCCCUAUUACAGGGAGGUGUAUGAGGCUAUCCGCUGUAAGCAGGAGGAUCAUGUGCAAACUGAUGUGUUUCAGAGGUUGCUGAGGAAGACAGACCUGCCAGUCGCCGUACAGAAUCAGAUUGCAGAACAUUUGGACUGUAAGGAGGGUUUCCUGUCCAAGCUGACACUGUACAAAGCCUUGGCCCUGAUUGCUUUGGCUCAGAAAGGGAAGCACCCGAGUCCCAAACUCCUGGAAAACUUCACCCAAGAGUUUCCAAAGCCCAGUCUGGGAGAUCUACAAGCACUUCGAAUGCAGCCGGCCUCCGGAAACCCUCUCCUCCUGUCACAGACCCUGGCAGAGCUGCUGGAUAUCGACACUGUGCAGGUGGAGCUCAUUCCUGAGAAGAAAGGGCUUUUUCUCAAGCACGUGGAAUAUGAGAUCACCAGUCAGCGUUUCCAAGCCUCGGUUUACCGCAGAUACAGUGAUUUUGAUGUGUUUCAUGAGCUUCUGCUACAGAGGUUUGCCUACAGAAUGGUGCCAGCACUCCCACCCAAAAGGAUGCUAAAGGGAGUCUUGACAUCUACGACUGACCGGGAGUUUAUUGAGGGUCGGAGGAGAGCUCUUGGGCGUUUCAUUAACCUGGUGGCACGACACCCUUUCUUCUCAGAGGAUGGACUCAUAAAAAUCUUCUUGACUUUCAGUGGUUCAGAUGUACAAAACAAACUGCGUGAGUCAUUCAAGACAGCUGGGGAUGAAUUCAUGACAUGUAAAAUAGCAACACAGGCCAAGGAAUACCUUCCAGGUGAUAUCCAAGCCAAGUUUUCUUCCAGCAGGGAGAUGAUCCGAAACAUCUUCAACAGCUUCCAGAAGCUGCGGGACCGGGCGGAGAGGAUGGCUGUGCGUUCAGUGGAGACCGCCACGGAUCUGCUGAUGUUUGGGAGGGAACUGAGUUCCCUGGGCUCGGACACCAUGCCAGUGCUGUCCUGGGCUUCCACAAACAACAACACUUGGGGCACCAUGAGGCAGUCUCUGAAAGGGCUCUCGGUGGAGUUUGCUCUACUGGCUGACAAAGCAGCACAACAGGGUAAAAGAGAGGAAGAAGACGUAGUGGAAAAACUGAAUCUCUUCCUGGAUUUAUUACAGUCAUAUAAAGAUUUAUGUGAACGGCAUGAGAAAGGCGUUCUGCAUGAUCACCAGCGUGCGCUCCAGAAAUACAGUGUGAUAAAGAGGCAGAUGAUGAGCGCCACUGUGCAGAGCAAGGAGCAGGUGUCUGUGGACCAGCUGGAGUCCCGUAUUGUACAGCAAGAGAAUGCAAUUGUGACAAUGGAGCUUCGGAACUAUUUCUCCCUAUUCUGCCUUCACCAGGAGACCCAGUUGAUAUGUACUUAUCUUCAGAUCACUGCCCAUAUCCUGGGAGCCUUUGUCAACUCCCAGAUACAGGGGCACAGGGAGAUGAGUGUAGUUUGGAAUGACCUACAGCCUAAGCUGGGCUGCUUGUUUGGGGCACCAAAUGGAAUGCCAUCUCCCCCACUGACACCCCAGCAGGGCAACUGGAAGCCUCCCAACGCCUUCUUCCCAAAUUAACUGGUGAAGAAGGAGACACUGCACCCAUCAACAUCACUGUUUCCAGCAAAGAUUGCUUGGAAUACAGUGAGCCUCAAUAAUGCAACCAAGAAGAUACUGUUCUUAUAAGGACCGGCACUAAGGAAACAGCAUAGGGGUCAAGUCUUGUAUCUAAAAUUGUACCCAAUAUUGUUGUUCUUAUAAAAUGUUAGUAUUAAUGGGAACACUCCUCCUAUUUGGAUAAACACAGCCUGGCAGUAAUCUGUUGCACCUAAACUCUUGCAAUCUGACUGUGUUGGUAAAGCUUGGUGAUUUUGUUGGGGACUUCCCGUGCCUUUGAAAUAUAAGUGUUUAGGAAUUUUUUUUUUUUUCAUUUGGCUUGCACAUGUUUGGUAUAUUUUAAGACCAGCAGGUGGUAGUGUUUUGCUGAAAAUGUCUUUUUUUACAAAGGUUGCAAAGAGGAUCGAUGAACCAUACUAAAUUUGGUUGGUCUUGGAAGCACAGUUCAGUAAAUAUAUAUUUUUUCUUGAAUCAGUUUACAUUUGGCAUAUCUUGAGAAAUGUUAACCCUAUUUCAAAAUGGAUUUUCAGUAUUUUUAUAUUCUUAUUUACAAAUCAAAAUUACUAUGUCUUAGUUUACAAUUGAAUACUAACAUACAUACUUAAAAUGUUGUACUUAUAAGCCAAGAUUAGACAAGCAUACACUUGUACUAUAUUUUAUUUUCUUUGGGUUGCUGACAAACUAAGAUUUACACUAAUAACAUCACAGAAUUAAGUAUUGUGAAUACUAUAUCAGUACAAAGAUAUGUAUUCUUCCGAUUAUGAUUCAUAACUCUGUUAAUAAUGACACUAAAGGGAUUUUGUUGUUUGUUAUUGUUAUUAAAACACUCCUAGUUUUCAUAUUUUUGCCAGUGUAGAUUGUUCUAUGUGAGAACUGUGAAGAGCUGCAUUUGAUGCAAGACAUUUGAGCCUAGUGUUCAAGGAAUUGUAUGUUUUGCUGUUUAAUAAAAGGUACUGUUGUAUAGAAGCCAUACAGAAAAUGUUUAAGUAAAAUAUAAGUAUUUUGUUAUACAGUGAAACAGGUGGUGAGUUUUGGGAACAAGGAUUAUCCUGCUAUAAAAGUAAAAAUGCUCAGUUAUUUUGUGAACAUUAAUCCCUUUUGGGGUAGCAUGCUAGCUGAAUGCCAAAGAUAGAAAUGUGAAUACAUUAAUCCUAAUAUUUAGAGAUUUAAAAUAACUAUGGGUCUGAUUUAUCAAAGAAGCUGAAACAGAGCUGAGGUCUACACUUUACAAAUUGUUUUGCAUAAAGAAUUAACUCAGUGAUGCAUUUAGAUUGUUCAGUUCUUGGUGCCUUGACGAUUCACCAGGAAUGUGUCAGUUUGAAACUGAACACAUACACAAAGAGAUUCAGUAAUAACUUUGUAUUAAAAAGCCAUAUUCCUCCAGUCAUUAGUUGGGUAUUGACCAAUGCUAAUUCCUGUAUGGGGGGGAAAGAAGUUAUAAAAGACAUGUGUAAUUUUCUCUAGAUCUAAUCUAGCCAGAAAAGGCCUUAUGUAGCCUAUAACAGAAUACAAGUUUAGAGUUGGUACCAGCAUACUAGCUGCUGUUAUACAGUGUUUAACAUUUGCUUUUGUUAUUCAAUUUAACAUGCUGUAAUGAAAAGAUGUAUUUUAGAAGGUCAUCUGACCACCUUACAGUUUAGGAGAAAAGUCUGUCUUUCAUUACUUAGAAUUACAAUUUUAAGUGCAUUCCUAAUCCAUACAAGAGGAAUAUAAAAUGAGCGUAUCAUUGUUUUUGGUUUUUUUUACCAUGUAAAUAGCUUACGUUUGAGCAUAUGCUGUAUAAUGCACACUGACAUAAUUGUCAGAAAUUAGUGUAAAAAAUGUAAAAUGUAAACUUAUGUCACUUAUAAAGGUAGUUAUGCAAGGAAAUAUAGUACUCUAUUUAAUGUUAUUCUCUUUCAAUUGCUUCACCCAAUGUAUGUACAGUAUUACACAGUAUGUAAUAACAAAUAUAUGUUCUGCCUUAAGAGACAUGGAGAUGGAUGUGUUGCUUUUUGCUUGAUUUUAUAUAUAUAUAUAUAUAUAUAUAUAUAUAUAUAUAUAUAUAUAUAUAUAUAUAUAUAUAUAUAUAUAUAUAAAUCCUGUUAAAACCAAGCUAGUGGUAUUACUGGAAUUACUCCAAAACUAUAACACCCCCCAGAAUGCAUGCAUACGUUUGUAAAUCACUGUAUAUUAUUUUACCAUUUCCAGCAAUAAUCAUGUAGAUUUGAGUAAAUUGUAAAUCUAGAAUGUUGUAAAAGGAAGUCAAUAUGAAAUGUUUGGAUCUUUAUUUAGAUGCAUUUGUCAAGUGAUUGGCUUGUACUUAAUGUCUGUCAGUGCAAAAAAUAACACUUUGUGGAAAUGAACAACUAAUGAAUUAAAAGCUGAAAUGUGUUUUUAAAUGUGUACAAAUUGAGAUUAUAUAUAUAUAUAUAUAUAUAUAUAUAUAUAUAUAUAUAUACACCCACCCACAAAUGUUCUAUAAAUAUGUAAUUUUCUAAAUGUUCUAAGUACUAAAUGUUUCUAAGUAUAUUGUGACUUAAAGAACAUGUUGUGGUUUUCAUAUAAAGCGUUUGUUAUAAACAAGCAAGGGUAAAAAUCAUUUGAUAAUUGACGGUGGUAAAAGUUAAGUAUUUAGGCUUAAGAUGAUGACAUUGAAAGAUUACCACACAGAAUGCCCACUGCAGAGGAUAUUAAACUCACUUUUUCUUAAUUGUGUUCAAAGACCCCAAUUACCAGUGAUUGGAGACCUUGGGUUUCCUUAGGUAAGGUUGUACACGAUAAACGCUAAUCAGUUUUUGUGAAAACAGACAACUAAUUAAACAAAUGAUACCCAAAUCUCAUUGCUUUUGAGAAAAUUAAUUUUAACGUUUUGGUGAAUGACAUCUUGAUAACAGGACGUUGUCAGUUUUAAAUGAUGGAAAACCUUUUCUUUCAUUACAAUUUGAGAUUUAUUUUAAAGGCUUUUUUGACAUUACAGAAGUAGUUACAUAUGGACUAUGUACUUUUUAGACACAAUCCUAAAUGACUUUAAAGAAUGAAACAUAGCCAAUAGAACAGCAUACACAAUUCCAGGCUUUCAGAUAGCCACUAAAUCAGUUACUGUGUUGUCUUGUGGCUUAAUGGCUUUUAAAACAAGCACUGUAGUUUAUCAGUUAUUGCUGGCUUCUGUCUUCAAAACCACUUGCAUACUUUUUUUCUUGCAGGGCCGUACAACAGCUUUUUUGCUAUUGAGUUAUUUUUCUACUUAAGUGCAAUCCCAAGUAUAUGUGCAGUAUCAUGAGCUGUAUAUCUGCACUAGAAUAGAUCUUUAUGUACAGUGUCUUCAGAGUUCUAAAAUUCUCCACAAGUGUUUAUAGAAAAAUCAGUUCCUCACUUGAAACUGAACUCGAAAGGCAGUUUGAUUUGAGGUUCUGGUGUAGAUGAGUAAAGAACAGCAGCAGCAGUUCUGACCCUUUUAACUAUAUCCCUACCCUCUUAGAUAUUUGAUCUUUUUGCCUUUCCCCAGUUUGACACAUCUGACAUUGAUCAGUAACAGUUACGUUAAAGCACUAUUCAUACUACCCAUAACAACUCAGCAGAGACAGAAGGUAAAUAUUCAGUUAAGAAUCAUAACCCCACAUAGAAGAAUGGAGUUUUCUCAAAAUACAACAUGCACUUUAGUAAAAAAAAAACAAAAAAAAAAAAACUAUAGUUCAUAAUGAAUUGGUAGAAUUCAUAAUUGCAAAACAUAACUACUUUUCAGCGACUUAAUAGUGUGGAGUAAAAAGCCCUGUUUAUAAUGUUGGUCUCCUUUACUGUUCACCUGCUGACUGACAACGAUGGUAUCAAUUCAAGGCAUACAUUUUACCAGGCUAACGCUUAACACCUGAAUACAAAUUAAACAAUAAAUUGCUUUGGCCCCAGUGGAACAAAAAAUCUGGAAAGCGCUAAAAAGAAUUGCUAGAAUCUAGUUAAAUUCACACAACUGUCUUGGGUCAAGCUGCCAAUUUAAAUGAUGAAAAAGUAUGAGGAGUUUAAAAAGUCUAAACCCAACGCUCUUUCAUUAGACAAAGACCUUGUUGAUUGAUAUACAUAAAGCCUCAGCCUGCACCAUGGGCUUCUGGAGGACUUUCUUAGAUUUACAACACUGCAGUACUGGCAGAAAAGAAAAUAGAUUUUUCUAAUUUAAUAUUUUAACACCAAGGAAAUAAGAGUCGAAUGCCUUUUGGAGCGUUUGAUACUAACAGAACAGGACAGAUUUAUUAGCAUCAAUGAACACAAAUGAAUAUAUUUUAGUUGAAGCAUUUGCUAACUUUUCUAAGGGGUUGAUCUGAUUAACCUAUAGAGUGCCAGGAUAAACCACAGGAGUAUUUUACAGCAGUGGGGAACCACCCUAGAUUGUAUCCGUGAUUAUACACUAAAAACUAGGUGCUCAAUGAAAUCCAGGGACAUUCCGUGGUGCUGUAAAAUGCUCAAAUCAAAUCCAGAUGUGGUUUAUCCCGGUGGGGUACAGAUUGGUCAAAUGAACCCCUUUUCUGAAGUAUUACUAUAGGUUUUAUUAUUUGGUGUUUCAAGUCAUGGAUGAACCCGAGGGGGAAGUUUAUAAUAUUUUUUCAAGCAACUGGCACUUUGUGAGAAAAUGGGAAUUCCUUGUAAAACAUGUGUGUCUUUAAAACCAUGAAAAAAGCAGAAGGCUCAGUUAAAAAAAAAAAAAAAACACUUUAUAGUAAA
Molecule: messenger RNA, 6582 nt
Organism: Acipenser ruthenus (sterlet)
Lineage: Eukaryota; Metazoa; Chordata; Actinopteri; Acipenseriformes; Acipenseridae
Product: sorting nexin-8-like
Exons: 13
Coding region: 241-1851 (536 amino acids)
Biological process (GO): retrograde transport, endosome to Golgi
Molecular function (GO): phosphatidylinositol binding
Source: RefSeq, a predicted model, not a curated record